This is a messenger RNA of Polypterus senegalus (gray bichir), 3264 nucleotides long. RefSeq names its product protein arginine methyltransferase 8b (gene prmt8b). NCBI's taxonomy places the organism in Eukaryota, Metazoa, Chordata, Cladistia, Polypteriformes, Polypteridae. The transcript is spliced from 10 exons. Gene Ontology annotation, molecular function: protein-arginine N-methyltransferase activity. The record is from RefSeq and is a predicted model, not a curated record. The coding region runs from base 870 to 2060 and encodes 396 amino acids. Gene Ontology annotation, biological process: peptidyl-arginine methylation. Gene Ontology annotation, cellular component: plasma membrane.
GGGACGUUUAAAACAGAUGGAGAUGAAAUAAACGGUAAUGGUUACAUUCACGGCACAGAAGAAAGUUGUCAUUCAGGUGGAAAAACGAAUCUGUUCCUGACAACUAUACCAGCGGUUGAGGUAUUCAUAGACUUUAGCUCUUCAUCGAUCCUAGUUAAACUUCACAUCUCCGUAACCGGCCCGAUCACUUGGAACUCUUAUUCCUGACACCUACAGUGGACCUUUUCACAAGUUUUAGAAUUUAAAAAACAUAUUUGUGAUGUCAGGGCGACGUCUUCCAACGACAGAGACUUUUGGAGAGCUGGCGGAUACAUUCGUUUCCUACAACGGUAAGGAAAUUGUUAAAUAGCGACACAAGCAUAUUCGGUUUAACCGAUCUUGGAAAACAUCUUCUUCGUAUAAAAAAAUAUAACCACCGUACGUUUUGGAACAAACAGACAGUUUCAAGCCAGAUGGGUUCACUCCAGAAUGCUGCCGGAGCUACCAAGAUGGUUUGACAAGCUCUUCUUUCCUUUGAAUGAAGAAAGUUUAACUUGCUAUAAGAAGCAGCUGCUCUAAACCAGAAGGGAGCAAUGCUCCCGGUAGCUUUCUCAUACAAACACAUGCGGAAAAAUAAACAGGUGAACUUUUAAACGAUGGAUUCCCCAGACUAUUAACAGGACUAACAUUCUCACCAGUUCGACCGAAUGAACAAGUUUCAUCUCUGCUUUCCUUUUAAUUUUUUUUUUGGAUCAUGACUUAAGAUACUUUGCAUGAAAGAAAAGAAGAGGAAGGCGCUUAACGGCACAGAAACUAGAAUUUUUAAUAUUUACUUUAUUUGAGAAUUUUUUUCAUCUCUAGUUAAUAAAAAAAAAAUCUCACUGGCUCUUAUGGGAAUGAAACACUCCUCCCGCUGCCUGCUCCUGAGGAGAAAAAUGGCGGAGUCUGAGAAUCCUGAGCAGAUUAACAGUGUCCCAUCCCAGUCUGUCCAGCCUGUGGCGCUUCCAAGGCCAGUGCAAUCCAUCCAACAUGUUCCACAUACUCCAGCACUGCCUAGUUGUCCAGGGCGAGGAAAGAUGGCAAAGCUUCUUAACCCGGAAGAAAUGACAUCCAGGGAUUAUUACUUUGAUUCCUAUGCACACUUUGGUAUCCACGAGGAAAUGCUGAAAGACGAAGUGCGGACACUCACAUACAGGAACUCAAUGUACCAUAAUAAACAUGUUUUCAAAGACAAGAUUGUCCUGGAUGUAGGAAGUGGAACUGGCAUUCUUUCAAUGUUUGCUGCUAAAGCAGGAGCAAAGAAAGUUUAUGGGAUUGAGUGCUCAAGUAUUUCAGACUAUUCAGAAAAAAUCAUCAAAGCGAAUCAUCUGGAUAACAUUAUUACCAUCUUUAAGGGAAAAGUGGAAGAAGUAGAGCUACCGGUUGAUAAAGUGGAUAUUAUUAUUAGCGAAUGGAUGGGAUACAGCCUUUUUUAUGAAUCCAUGCUGAACACAGUAAUAUUUGCAAGAGACAAGUGGCUGAAACCUGGAGGAUUGAUGUUCCCUGACCGAGCUGCUCUGUAUGUCGUUGCCAUUGAAGACAGACAGUACAAGGACUUCAAAAUUCAUUGGUGGGAAAAUGUGUAUGGCUUUGACAUGACCUGCAUCAGAAACGUUGCCAUGAAGGAGCCCCUGGUGGAUAUUGUGGACCCAAAGCAAGUGGUGACAAACUCCUGUUUAAUUAAGGAGGUUGACAUCUACACUGUGAAGACAGAAGAUCUCUCAUUCACUUCAGCGUUUUGUCUGCAGAUCCAGCGUAACGAUUAUAUUCAUGCACUUGUGACCUAUUUCAACAUCGAGUUCACAAAGUGUCAUAAGAAAACUGGCUUUUCCACAGCUCCUGAUUCCCCCUAUACACACUGGAAGCAAACAGUGUUUUAUUUGGAAGAUUACUUAACUGUAAGACGCGGUGAGGAGAUAUAUGGAACAAUAGCCAUGAAACCAAAUGAGAAGAACAUACGUGACUUGGAUUUCACUAUUGAACUGGAUUUCAAAGGACAACUUUGCGAGGCCUCAAUAGCCCAUGAUUAUAAGAUGCGUUAGGCACGUACAGAAAAGCGUCUGCAGCAGAUGUAACCUGGUGUUCUGAUUAGCUGGCAAAAUAAAAGCAAGUAUUGCACUUCUGGGGUUUGUGACAAAGGAAGAAGAGUUCAUUUCUGGAGAUUACCUGGCGCCAGGCCUGACCCGUAAAGCGAAAGGCAUAAUGAGAAAACUUACAACUUAUCUGCCAGUUUCGGACUCUUUGCAGUUCUCCGAUUGUAGGAAAAGAGACCAAGAAUGUAGUACGUAGUCGACCAUCUCAAUUGUUAUUUUGCUUCACUAUAAUUUUAACAGAAAACCUGGAUUAUUCUUAAAGAUGCUGCAUGAUUUGAAACAUCUGCAUAGGCUUUUUUUAUUUUAUCAAAAGGCUUCCAUUCAUUAUUGUUAUGAUGGUAGAAGUUAAAAGUAGACAAGCAGCCACUGGGAAAUUUGCAUUUCAUUUAUAAGGGACAACAUGUUGUUAUGAGACUUGACUAUGGUGUUACAUAAAAUAUAAGAGGACAUGUAGAGCAUUUGAAGAAGGCCCUGUGGCCCUUUUUUGCUAACAUGAUGUUUGUUUCUCAAAUUGUUUAAUUAAUAAUUUAAUCAUAUGUUGCAUGCCCUGUAAAUUUACAGACUUAAAAAAAAAACUAAAAAAAAAAAACUUAGUGGUUCUUAGUGGUAUUUGUGGGAGGAAUGUGACACAAGUGUAAGAGACUAAGUGGAAAACCUUACCUUAAAAGCUCAUUUCAUUUAUUUGGUUUUCCCAAAUGCAAUAUUCUUCAACGUUUGUUUUCGAUUUUAACCUUCACUGAAGGUUUUUGACGUUUUGUUCAUCGGAGGGUAAUUAACCAUUCAGUGUGCUGCUCUAAAGAAGUUAAUAAUAAAUAUCAAGGCAGCUUCAGUUCAGCGUCUGGAUGAAGACAACCAGUCAUGUUGAGACUGCUUACGCACAAAAGCUAAAACGAUACUUGACUACAUUCUUUGUGAAUUUUUCUUUAAUGAUGGUGUGUGUUAGGAUAUAACUCUGAUCUAUAAUUCUGAUUGUCUGACCUUGACUGUUACAUAUCAUUUUUGUGAUGAUGAUGAUGAUGAUGAUAUUAUUGCAUUGCUAACCUGUUUAUUGUUAAAUGAUAUACACGUUUGUUGGGCUAUAAUAUGUACUGGUAUUGUACUGAGAAGAGUGACUUAUUAUUAUUAUUAUUAUGUAAAAGCUUUUAUAAAUUUA